AAGAUUUUCAAGUAUAAGAUCUCGAGAAUCCCUUUCUUUCUUGCCCAUCCAUUCAUCUCAACCAGCAUCAGCUUCAUCAUCCAACACUUCCAACACUACAACCUAAACCUUAAUCACUAAUCACCACCACCCAACCAACCAAACCAACCCCCACCAAAUCUAUCAAAAUGGUCAACUUCACCCGCGCCGUCUCCGCCCUGGCCCUCGCUGCCACCGCCACCGCUGCUCCCGCCAACACCACCGCCAAGGCCACCGAGAGCGGUCUCACCUGGACUGUCAAGGACUUCGACUUCCACGCCGACUACGUCUUCACCACCCCUGCCCACCAGAACAGCUAUGGCUACGUCAAGUUCACUUUGACCUCCGACAAGACCGGCCUGGUCUACGGGUGCUCCGCCCAGUCCAGCCAGAUUCCCGAUUUCUUCUACGAGUUCAACGACGCCUACCCGUGCACUGCGCCCCAGGGCGCGGCUGAGGGCAUCAAGGCCAGCUGGGCCAGCUUCAAGUACAACAGGCCUGAUGGCAAGUUGAUUUUGGAGGAGACUAUCGUUCCUGCUGAGGGAGAGACUUAUACCGCUUCUGGAUCCACCACCAUCAAGACUACCUGCACCGAUGAGAGCAAGGGCCCUAACCCCAACUGGCAGAUUGGCGAGAACUACUCCGAGAGGCACAUCGUUUGCGAGAAGACCGAUGCUACUGUUGCUGGCACCGUUGCUUAAGCGGGUUGACUAGACACGGUUCCCUUGCCAGCCUAGACCUAGCAAGCUCGAGUAUGGGAUGUUGGUAUACAUAGAAUGUAAUGGAGUGGAACGAAUGAUGUUGAGUUGGAUGACAGGAGGUAGUGGUACUUAGAUCUGCUUUGGAUAGAAAAAACCAGCAAGCGAUUGUUAAUGAAAUCUCGACGGGUCUCGUCUCAG
This is a messenger RNA of Neurospora tetraspora, 917 nucleotides long. RefSeq lists its product as uncharacterized. Lineage: Eukaryota; Fungi; Ascomycota; Sordariomycetes; Sordariales; Sordariaceae. The transcript has 2 exons. The coding region runs from base 168 to 719 and encodes 183 amino acids. The record is from RefSeq and is a predicted model, not a curated record.